AUGCUGCGACUUUCAGGAGUUAAGUCCGCGGUCCGUGCCCGGGCUGCCGCCGGCGCUGCCUUCUCUGUGUCCCUUUCGGGCCCCCAGGCCGUGUCUCUUUUGGCCUUGCCUCUCGUGCGACAUGCCACCAAGCGAGCUGGAGGAGGUAAGACCAACCUCAAGGACUCUAUUGGUCGACGACUGGGUGUCAAGGCCACCGAGGGAACCUAUGUCCAGCCCUCGGACAUCAUCUACCGACAGCGAGGAACCAAGUUUUACCCUGGCGAGAACACAUGGAUCGGUCGAGAUCACACCAUCUACGCCAAGGAGCCUGGAUACGUGCGAUUCUACUAUGAUCCGUUCCACCCCACCCGUCGUUUCGUCGGCGUCGGUCUGACCCCUGAAGCCCGACUUCCCACCGACCACAUGGCUCCCCGAGCUCGACGGUUUGGCCGAAAUGUGAUUUCCGACCCCAAGAGAGCCGAGGCCGAGCUCGCAUGGAGACCCAACAAGGAGCAGCAGCUGCUGGAGGAGAUUUCCGAGCGUCGGGCCGUCAAGCAGGCUGAGGAGCAGGCCCUCACCGACAAGCUGGCUGCCAAGCUCAAGGAGCUGGGCUUCGAUAACAGUGAGCUGGCUGCUCGAGCCCAAAAGAUGGCCCACUACCGAACUCUGGGAUGGACCAACGCUGAGGCUGCUCGGUUUGCCGACGCCUUUCUCAACACUUCUUCUGACGUCAAGGACUUUGAUGCCAAGUUUGAGGUCACCAAGUUUGGAACCGUGGUGCCCAAGAGCAGCCCCGAGACCGUGGAGAAGGAGCUCAACGAGACCCGAGACAAGCUGACCAAGGUGCGACAGCCCAACGCGUUCAUCUCGCUCUCUCAGAUCGCCAAAAUCGACAAGAUCCUCGACGCCACUGUCUACCUGAGCCAGAGCCAGAAGGAGCAGCUGGCCGACGAGUUCAAGGUCACCGCAUCGCUUCUGGAGGCCGUGCAGCCCCACGAGGAGGUGGUCAAGGCCGCCAAGAAGGGCAAAGGCAAGCUGGUCAAGGUCUACAACGUCCAGCGAAAGGGUAUUGACUAUGUUCUUGCCCCCAAGGACGCCCACUUUUCCGAGGACAUUGCCUUCCAGAAGGAGUUUGUUCACUAA
Molecule: messenger RNA, 1125 nt
Organism: Yarrowia lipolytica CLIB122
Lineage: Eukaryota; Fungi; Ascomycota; Dipodascomycetes; Dipodascales
Product: mitochondrial 54S ribosomal protein bL27m
Biological process (GO): translation
Cellular component (GO): ribosome; mitochondrial large ribosomal subunit
Molecular function (GO): structural constituent of ribosome
Source: RefSeq, a predicted model, not a curated record